This is a messenger RNA of Hemiscyllium ocellatum (epaulette shark), 3024 nucleotides long. RefSeq names its product protein kinase domain containing, cytoplasmic a (gene pkdcca). The transcript has 7 exons. Gene Ontology annotation, biological process: protein phosphorylation. The coding region runs from base 155 to 1705 and encodes 516 amino acids. The record is from RefSeq and is a predicted model, not a curated record. NCBI's taxonomy places the organism in Eukaryota, Metazoa, Chordata, Chondrichthyes, Orectolobiformes, Hemiscylliidae. Gene Ontology annotation, molecular function: non-membrane spanning protein tyrosine kinase activity; ATP binding.
GUGAAGAAUACAUCAUAGGAAAGAAAAAAAAAUCCCUCAAGUGUUAUCUUCCCUGCAGGGUAGAAAUUUUACUGUACAAUGUGAACACUCCAGUUUCAAACAGCCGCUUUGCAUAGUGCUUCACGCAAAGUCCUUUCGCAGAUUCAUCAACGAGAUGAAACGCAGAAAGAUUGCCAUCGCCGCUGGGUUUUGCUGUUCAUUCUUCCUGGGCACUUUACUGAAUUUGUUAUUUAUCCCUGGAUUUGACCAUCACCAGCAGCAGCAGCAGCACCGUUUCGAGGGACCAGAGCAAGACCACCUCAGCAUCGCCCCGUCCACAUAUUUCAACCGGGUGACCGACCAAGACCUGUUGAAGCAACUGAGGGAGAGGUACCAGGAGGUUGUCCGCUAUCGGCAGCAGCCUGGCUCCACGGCGGCUGCAGGGAGGCUCGCCAGACCACUAGAGAGGCGCCUGAUGGACCUCGCACAGAACAGCUCCCCCGACCAACUGCAGCCCCAGCACCAGCCGCAACCACAGAGACACCCCGGUUUCCAGAAGAACCGGCCGCUGACUGCGCCUGGAGAAAGUACCUUCGCCUCCAGCAGCCCAGUUCGGUUCCAUUCGCUUCCCCUGGGCUGUCCGGAUAUUAAUAACGCGAGCAAUAUCCAUUAUUUAGGCUCCGGCUACACUAAAGCAGUAUACAAAGCGGUCCUGAAUGAAACGCUGGCAGUGGCCUUAAAGUCAGUGGACUUUGGAGGACACGACAUGGAGAACUGUGUCAAGCAGUACGGGGCACUGGAAGAUUGCUACAGACUAGCUUCAUACAAACUUGUCAAAGAGAUGACACUUUUACAACGGCUGCAGCACUCAAACAUUCUGAAGCUGUAUGGUUACUGUUAUCAGGACAGCAAUGACAUCGCAGACACAUUGACCACUAUCACAGAGCUUGGGUCUCCACUGGAGAUGAUUCAGCUUCUACAAACUUCAUGGGAGGAGAGGUUCCGAAUAUGUUUGAGUUUGAUACGUUUACUACACUAUUUGGCCCAUUCACCUCUUGGCUCAGUGACUUUGUUGGACUUUCGUCCUCGACAAUUUGUUAUUGUUGAUGGUGAACUAAAAGUGACGGAUUUGGAUGAUGCCAGUAUCAGUGACACACCCUGCUCAAGCAACAGUGACUGUUUUAUGGAAUUUCCAGCCCGAAAUUUCACUUUAAUAUGCUCCUUGGAGGGCAGAUGCCAAAACAUGAAUGAAAAACGGAAUCUCUACAAUGCCUAUAGGUUUUUCUUUACCUACCUCUUGCCACACAGUGCCCCAUCAAGUCUGCGGUCACUGCUGGAUACCGUAGUGAAUGCCACAGGGGAGUUACGCUGGGGUAUAGAUGAAACACUGACUCAGCUAGAGGAAGUUCUGUACCUGUUCAAGAGUGGGUUAUAUCUGCAGAAUGUCACAAGAAGCCAAACGUCUGAGUACAAACAAUUAGCCAAUGUUGCUGUCCCAGAUGAAAAUUAUCGGUGCUGGCCAUCUUAUCACCAUGAAGGCUGCUUGCUGUCUGUCUACGACCUUAAUGAGGCCAAGGAGAUAUGUGAUAACCAUUCUCAGUGCCAUGCCUUUGUUCUGACUAAUCAGACAACUUGGACAGGUCGCCAUCUUGUUUUCUUCAAAACCAGCUCAAAUCAUAUAGUGCCUGCUGCAGAGAAAAUAACAUUUGUAAAAGUGGCAAACUGAGUACCAGUUGAACCUUGGACACUCAAGAAUUUAUGCCAUCCUAGCAGGGAAUAAAAACCAAGGCCGACUGCAGGAUGAAGUGCUUCUGCUCUGGUGCUCGUGUCUUUUUCCUCCAUGGGGUAUCGUGUAAUGGAAUGAAAGGAAGGGUGAUCGGGAUCACCUGGAAAAUGUGCAAUACUGUGAGGGUGGAGGAUAGUGAGCAGAAGAAUAAUUGACAUGGGUAUGUGGCUUUCUAAUACAAGGUCACUGCCAUUUAUUUUGACAUUAUUUAAUCUGGAAAUCUCCUCCACUUCUCUUGUCACUGUUCAAGCACAGAAACCACCUCAGAAUGCUGAGAGAAAUAAGCCAAACCAUUAAGUCACUGUUCGGAGUAGAUGAGGAGGGCAUUUUGAAAGUGAUAGUAAUGGCAACAAUUCCAAAAUGUCAGGGUACAGAAAUAAAUUUAGUCACACUAAGCUCAGGCAUUUUCAAUCUUGGAAUCAUUUUUAUUUAUUGGUGUUAUUGUUCCCACCCUACCUAACUUGCUACACAGUGACAUCAUGCAAAGACUUGUUCCAAUCUUCACUGAUGUUAUUCCUAAUAGCUGAAAGGGGAAUUUAUGCAAAUAAUUGGGAAAUGGAUCCCCCAUUCCAAAUGCUUUCUCUAUCUGCCAAAAUCUCAGGGAAACUCAGGUUUGAGACCUAUCCCUUAAAGAUAGGUCUUUGGAAUACUAAUGAGUUCAGAAGAAAUUCUUCUUUUCUGCUAAAUUACCUUCAUGCCUAAUUCGAAGGCACUAAACUUUCCCAGUCACUUGACUAAUCUACUACCUAAUAACAAAACCAACAUUCAUCAAUUCAGUGCUGUUCAGUAACAUUAGCAGAGAAGGAGAACCUAAGAACGCAGGAAAAUUCAAGCAUUGAUAUACACCAAGAACACAAUCACAAGUGACGCAAGGUGUAUUUUGAAAUGUAUUUUCUGCGAUGGACAAAGUUUGUCUUGCUUAUUUGCUUUCAGUGAAAGUAUUGUUGAUGCAAUGACAUCUGUUAUGAUCCUUUCUAGCUCCAAGAGGUAAUUUUCCAGCAUGACAUUUCAGUGAGGGAGUAUCACCGAAUGGAUCUCAUAUUGGAAAUUGUGAUGUGCACUGUGCAUAAUUUCUUUGUUAUUGUCUUAUGGCAUCAUAUAACUCAUGCCUGAAUUUUUGAAAUGGAUGAGGCUUUCCACUGAGAGCGUAGAGGCAGAAAAUCACCUCUUUAGCAUUUUUUAAAAAUGUGAUAUACAUGUUUUAAUGCACAUUUAUUUAUUUUUUGGUAUUGAAACAGCAUUAAACUUGAUGAAGUGAG